UCUCUUUACACAAACUUUACACUACCUGCUUGAAAGGUAUUCUUAUCCUUUUGUUGGACAACAAUUUCAGCAGCAAUGGGAAACUGUUGUCACAGUUUCUGGAACUCUGCUAAAAACACUGAUAUUCGAAUCAGUCUCCCAGCUGUUUGCUUUGUUUGGCAAACUGCCAUGAUCAUCCUGUUUGGGGUCUUUGUACGUUAUGAUGAAGAGUCUGAUGCUCACUGGGCCGAAUAUAAGAAGGAGCAUAAUAUUACAAGUGACGUUGAAAAUGAUUUCUACUACAGAUAUCCAAGUUUCCAAGAUGUCCACGUCAUGAUCUUUGUGGGGUUUGGCUUCCUCAUGACUUUUCUGAAGCGCUACAGCUUUGGUGGAGUAGGCUUCAACUUCCUUAUAGCUUCUUUUGGGCUGCAGUGGGCUCUGCUGAUGCAAGGCUGGUUCCACUCACUGGACCCUACAGACGGCAAGAUUAAGAUUGGAGUAGAAAGUAUCAUCAAUGCUGACUUCUGUGUGGCUGGCUGCCUAAUUGCAUAUGGAGCCUGUCUGGGAAAAGUCAGUCCUGUACAGCUGAUGGUGUUAACUCUGUUUGGAAUCACCUUAUAUGCAAUAGAGGAGUACAUCAUCCUCAAUCUUUUGCAUGUCAGAGAUGCUGGUGGCUCCAUGGUCAUCCACACAUUUGGAGGGUACUAUGGUCUGGCAAUAUCGUGGGUGCUCUAUCGGCCAAAUUUACACCAGAGCAAACGUCUCAGUGGAUCUGUUUACCACUCAGAUGUCUUUGCUAUGAUUGGAACUCUGUUCCUCUGGAUGUACUGGCCCAGCUUCAACUCUGCCAUUUCAGAUCAUGGAGAUGCACAACACCGAGCUGCCAUUAACACUUACCUGUCAUUGGCAUCCUGUGUCCUCUCAAGUUUUGCCCUAUCCAGCCUUUCUGCAAAAAAGGGCAAAUUAGACAUGGUUCAUAUCCAGAAUGCCACUCUUGCGGGAGGUGUUGCUAUGGGAACAGCAGCUGAAUUUAUGAUUACACCCUAUGGUUCACUUAUUGUUGGCUUCCUCUGUGGGAUAAUCUCUACCUUUGGCUACCUAGUGAUAACUCCAUUCCUCGAAAAACGGCUAAAGAUUCAGGACACAUGUGGAAUCCAUAAUUUACAUGCUAUGCCAGGUUUCCUUGGGGGAGUUGUAGGUGCCAUUACAGCUGCUGCUGCCACCGAAUCUGUCUAUUCACAUGAAGGACUUAUCAACACCUUUGAUUUUACUGGUGACUACGCAAAAAGGUCUCCACAAACACAAGGAGGCUAUCAGGCUGCAGGUCUUUGUGUGGCUAUGGCCUUUGGACUAGUAGGUGGAGCAAUAGUGGGCUUUAUCCUUAAACUGCCUUUAUGGGGCGAUCCAGCUGAUGAUAACUGCUUUGAUGAUGAAGUUUACUGGGAGUUGCCUGAAGAUGAAGAAAAUAUCCCUCCAAUCCUGGAAUACAACAACCACUUUGCUAACAAACAGCCUGACACAUGUCUGUCUGAGUCCAACUUCUCCGUAGAGCAGAGUUAAUCAGAUUUGGAAAAUGGCACAGAGGUGAUGCAGAUACAAUCUGUGCUGUAUGAAACCUGUCCGUUGGGCCUGUGGCACCCAGGAAAUCAAAGAUAAUAACAUUAUCUUUAUAUAUAAUUGUAAAGAAAAUCUUUUCAAAUGAUUUUUAGUUUUUUUUAUGGAAUAGGAAGCACACUGUUAUUAAACAUAUGUAAAGUUGGAGUUGUCCUGGAGUUAUUCUGCUCUUCAGAAUGUCAUGGUUGAGGCUCUGUUACUGCCCUUUGUGAUAUUUAUUCAAAUUGUGAAUCUUUUUUGAAUUGUAUGUUCACUUUUGUGAAUUUGACUGAUUUUAUUUAAUACCUUAUGCAUAAUUUGCUGUCAUUAAAGUAAACAUGAAGUAAAA
Molecule: messenger RNA, 1921 nt
Organism: Tachysurus vachellii
Lineage: Eukaryota; Metazoa; Chordata; Actinopteri; Siluriformes; Bagridae
Gene: rhcga
Product: Rh family, C glycoprotein a
Exons: 11
Coding region: 76-1539 (487 amino acids)
Biological process (GO): ammonium transmembrane transport; ammonium homeostasis
Cellular component (GO): plasma membrane
Molecular function (GO): ammonium channel activity
Source: RefSeq, a predicted model, not a curated record